This is a messenger RNA of Branchiostoma floridae (Florida lancelet), 2878 nucleotides long. RefSeq lists its product as uncharacterized. NCBI's taxonomy places the organism in Eukaryota, Metazoa, Chordata, Leptocardii, Amphioxiformes, Branchiostomatidae. The record is from RefSeq and is a predicted model, not a curated record. The transcript is spliced from 10 exons. The coding region runs from base 1123 to 2622 and encodes 499 amino acids.
GUUCUCAAGCAGCCAGAAACAGGAACGCUUCAGCAUAAACUCUUUUGCUUUCGUCGAGGACUACCCUGAGGUGUACUUGCACUGCACAGUGAUGGUGUGUAACUCCACCGACCCGACCUCCCGGUGCGCCCAGGGCUGCCUGACGCCUCCAGCCCGACACAAGAGGGCUGCUCCCGAAGCCGAGCCGCGGUACAACGUGUACAAGGGUCCCAUUAUGAACCCGGGGUACAAGCGGCCUAGUGACGUGGAUGUUGCAGAAGAAGUUGAGGAUAACCGUGGAGCCCGCGUUCCCCCCGGUGUCGUGACGUCACUGGUUCUUGCUGUCGGGCUGCUGCUGUGUGCUGUCGUCACCUUGGUGGGCGUCAUCGCCUACAUGCGCAUGCGCACAGCCCGCAAGGAGCUCUACAUGGCUCUACCGACUGAUGACCUGGAGUGAAUGACCUUGCUUCUUCUUAGCAUUUUUCCCAUAUAUGGCUUUAUUUACGUGCAUUGUCUGAUGCAAAAAGGUCACAGUUUGACCUAUCCCAAAUGCCCUUCUGGGAUAGAAACGCGAUGCAACGUUUUUGACUUCUCCCAGUAGUUAAACAAUAUGAAUGAUUAAAAUUCCCUUUCAGAUAUCACGAGUAUCUAGCAUUUUCUUACUUUUGUAGUUCUUUCAAUAAUGGAAGAUUUCUUGUCAUGUCAUUGUAGCUAACUUGCAUGCAUUAUUAGAUAUGCUAACUUUGUAAUGUAGACAAGAACACAGUGACGCUGAUGCUGUACCGCAGUCCAGUGUGAUGAAGUGGUGUAAAUUUGGGCCAUCAAGUUUAGAAGUUUUUUUUUAGAAAAAGGCUAUACAAUGUAAGUUUACAGAUGUAAACAUCACAAGACACGCCUGAACUUUCCUUGCCCCGUCGUCUUGUCAUAAAAGUGACAGGUAAACGUUUGUCUCCCAAAUACUGGAUGUGUUCCUCCAAGUUUAAUAGUAACUUGGGGCUAACUCAUUUUAUAGUGGGGAUUUCAAAAUGGCUUAGGCCUAAGAUGUAGCAAGGUUAAAUAAAGGUUGAAAAAAAGGAAUGGUCGGAGGGAGCAAUAAAUCAUAUCUAUUACAUAAUGUAGUAUCUUUUCGAAAAAAAAAAAACGAUGCUGGAGUUUAAUGACAAGCAGAACUACUCAGGAAUCAUUGCGCUCACCUCUACCCAACAAUCGUUGCACUUGGAAUGGUCCCAACAAGGAAACGUUUGCGAAAAACUUCGUUCGCAACGGUCAAAACUCAGAGCUAACAUCGCAACGAGUCAUCAACAAGAAAAACUUCUUGGUCUCUGUGAGAAACCUCUACUACGUUCCGACAGCAAUAUGGCCUCGCCGUAUGGGCCAAGUUUAGGCCUAAUAUCUCUCUUAGCAAUCUGGCUGGUAGUGGCAUCUUUGACAGCAACCGUUGCAGGAAGCGAGAGUACUGACCCGUACGUCACCCUGGGUUGCUGGAGGGACACUGCUGACCGCGCCAUUCCGACACUCGAGGGGACAGAUCCACGCCUGGAUAACAGAUAUUACCCGGCCCGUCAAAACCCCAUAGAAAAGUGUUACCUGGUCGCCUUUGAUCGCGGAUUUCGCGUGUUUGCUGUACAAGAUGACGGGGCAUGUAUGGGGUCUGCUGAUGCCCACAACACCUACAAGAAGUACGGACCCUCUACAGCCUGUGCAGCGGACGGCGAAGGGGGGCCUUGGGCGAACGAGGUCUACCAGAUUACAGCUAACGUACCCGAAGAAACCACCACUUUUGUCAACGGAACAAGUGAAACAGCGCCCCCUACCGAUGUCUCGAACACCACAACAGCACCUGUACAGCAUGAGACAGUCGCAAGUGUUACGUCAGCUGUGCCGGAAGCAACCAUCAUGACAGCAUCGAGGGCACAAACGGGGGAACCGAUCUCUACCAAGGCGUCAAUAACGUCAGCUGCAGAAGACGAAGGAAGCGAGAGUGUUGACCCGUAUGUCAGUUUGGGUUGCUGGAGGGACACUGCUGACCGCGCCAUCCCGGUACUCGAGGGGACAGAUCCACGCCUAGAUAACAGAUAUUACCCGGCCCGUCAAAACCCCAUAGAGAAGUGUUACCUGGUCGCCUUUGAUCGCGGAUUUCGCGUGUUUGCUGUACAAGAUGACGGCCAGUGUUUCGGAUCCGCUAAUGCCCACAACACCUACAAGAAGUACGGACCCUCUACAGCCUGUGCAGCGGACGGCGAAGGGGGGCCUUGGGCCAAUGAGGUCUACCAGAUUACAGCUCCCUUUGAGGAUAUCUGCCUGGGUACCACUACUUGCGACAGAUCAGCUGGGGCAUCCUGUCGUGCCUGGGGAGACCCUCACUACAUCUCGUUUGACGGGACGAGAACAGACUUCAUGGGGACCUGCACCUACACACUGGCGGAGAGGACGGAAGAACCGGCCUUCAGGGUGGCGGCUAAGAACGAGCACAGGUACGGGCGGACCCACGUGUCGUACAUUAGCAGGGUCACUGUGGAGGUGUACGCACAUAGGAUCACCGUGUCCAGAAACAACCGGGUUUCGGUAAGACGAACACCAAUCUUCAUUUUUCUGGCAUUAAAAGAUUCACGUGAUUAUCAUCAAAGCUUUUUGAUAACCUAGUAGGUUAUUUGCACUGCAUGUAGGUCGCUGUUCAGAUGGUCCCAACGAAUCAUCAUAUUAUAAGGUACUACUAUACUAAGCCCCGACUGUUUUCUUUCUAAUGUGAUCUUCUUUGCUUUUCAUUUGUACUUGAUUUCUCUCUCUGUAAAAUAUGUAUGCUUUUUUAUGUAAGGGGUAGCGUCAAAAUAAAUCUUGCACUUGAGUGCGCUACCUCUUUGUCAUAUUGUAUUACAGUUUAAAUGCUUGAAUAAAAAAA